Molecule: messenger RNA, 3935 nt
Organism: Hevea brasiliensis (rubber tree)
Lineage: Eukaryota; Viridiplantae; Streptophyta; Magnoliopsida; Malpighiales; Euphorbiaceae
Product: DNA repair protein RAD5B
Exons: 18
Coding region: 214-3732 (1172 amino acids)
Molecular function (GO): zinc ion binding; hydrolase activity, acting on acid anhydrides, in phosphorus-containing anhydrides; ATP binding
Source: RefSeq, a predicted model, not a curated record
CCGCCAAUCUUCACAACGGGAAGGGGAAAAAAAUUUCGCGCCAAAAUUAUUAGUCUCACUGCAAAACCAAUCACCCAAAGCAUCUUCGCUAUUCCUCUCUCUCUCUCUCUCUCUCUCUCUCUGUCUCUUGCUGUUUUCGAAACAGAGAAAUCUUUCGUUCUUGAACUUCCAUUUCUCCUUUUGUUAAUCAAUUAUCUGUUUCUAAUUCAAAACAUGGAGUUGGAGAUUCCACUCACAGAAAAAGAAGGGAAAGUCAGUACGAUAACCUCUCUCGAUUCUGACAUCCUCAAUAGCGCUACCGCUGUCAAACGUGCGGUUACCACCACCGGCGUACGGGUUUCCAUCGAAAUGAAGCAGGAAGGGUCUCAGGAACCGGAAGCAUCUGCCUUGAAACCGGAGACACGGGUGAAAGAGGAACCGGAUUUAGGAUUUGAGGGUAAGGAGAGCUUGAAAGACGAUAUGAGUUUGGAUGUUGCGGAGGGUAAGGAGGUAAAUUCUAGAAUGUCCUUUUAUGAGUUUUUGCAGGCAACUAAUACUAGGGUCGUUCGGGUGAAGGAAUGUCUCAAUACCCAGAUCAUCGGAGCGGAGAAGCCUAAGGAAUUGGAGAUUAGAGUGAAGGAGGAGGCUGGAAAAGAGAUCACGGUAGAGGAGCCUGAUACCUAUAAGCAAGAAGGGAAGUCAGAAAGUAAGUUACCUUUAUUUCCAGAGCACUGUGAAUUCAAUGAAGGCAAAUCUGAUGGGUUCAAGGUAAAUGGAGUAGUGAAAGAAGUGAAGGAGCAACCCAAAGAUUUAAGGAUCACAUUUAAAGAGGAGUCUGAUGUCUGCGAAGGAGAAGUUAAAUCAGAGAGUAAUCAACCACGUGUAUUUCAAAAGAAUAUUAGGGGCAUGACAUUUAAAGAGUACUGCGAAAUCACCGAAAGGAAAUCUAAUGGGUGUACACAAAAUGUUAGAGUAAAAGAAGAACCUGAUAUAGUAGUUAUGGAGAAGCCGACUGAGCUAUUUGCUAGUUAUAGCAGGCGGCAAAAGCCUAUGAAUGUGACGAGAGAAAUGGUUGAAGACACAAGGAUUAAUGGUAUUAAUGUGGAGGAUGGGGAUUUCCCAGAAGAGGCAGAUUGGUACUUGGUAGGAAGGACUAUGGUUACUGGCCUCUCGACCAGCAAAGGCAGGAAAUUGGUGGACAAUGAAAUAGUCCAUUUUGUCUUUCCCAAUACAAAUUUGAGAUUUAACUCGCAGUGGAUUGUUCGUUUCUCUACCAAACGAUAUGGAGAGAUUGGUCGGCUUCCAAUGGAGUGGGGAAAAUGUGUUGUUCCACUCGUUAAUUCUACCAAGGUCAAAGUUCUUGGACGGUGUAUAGCUGCGCCACCAAGCCUUCACAUCAUGCAAGAGAUAAUGCUGUAUGUGAGCUUUUAUAUACACAACUCAAUUUUCACGGAGCUGGAUAAGUCAACAUGGAGGCUAGAAACUACUUCAAAUAUAGAUUCUACAGUUUAUCCUCUUCUUACACUGUUCAAAUUGUUGAAAAUAAAACCAUAUCAGAAGGCGGAAUUCACACCCGGGGAGCUUAAUUCUCGAAAGCGCUCACUGAAUCUUGAAGGUGAGGAAGAAGCCGCAGCAAUGUUAUCUUUGACAAAGAGGCGAAAGGUUUGCCAGCAGUAUCCAGAGCAAAACAAAGAUGAACAAGCUAUUUCAGAGUCAUCUCUGAAUAAGCUUGUUGGUGCUGCGGAUAUAUAUAACUUGGAGGAGAUGGAACCCCCAAGCUCACUAAUUUGCAAGUUAAAGCCUUACCAGAAACAAGCACUCUACUGGAUGUCGGAAGCAGAGAGGGGACUUGAUGCUGAGAAAGCAGCAAAAACUCUUCAUCCAUGCUGGGCAGCAUAUCGUAUAUGCGAUGAGAGGGCUUCCUCAAUCUAUUUGAACAUCUUCUCUGGAGAGGCAACCACACAAUUUCCAACUGCAACACAAAUGGCCAGAGGAGGAAUUCUUGCGGAUGCAAUGGGUCUUGGAAAGACUGUGAUGACAAUUGCUCUAAUACUUGCAAGAACUGGCAAGGGAAGUACUGAGAGCCAAGAAAGCACAAGUAAUAAGAAAGAAAAAACCUGGCCUAAGGCAAAGGGUGGCACUCUUGUUGUGUGUCCCAUGGCUUUGCUAGGUCAAUGGAAGGAUGAGCUUGAAACCCAUGCAGAAACAGAAAGUAUUUCCAUUUUUGUUCACUAUGGUGGUGACAGAACGAAGGAUUCCAGGGUUAUCUCUGGAUAUGAUGUAGUCUUGACAACUUAUGGUGUCCUGACGGCAUCAUAUAAAUCUGAUUUGGAGAACAGCAUUUUCCAUAGGGUAGAGUGGUAUAGGGUGGUGCUAGAUGAAGCUCAUACCAUUAAAUCCUGGAAAACAAUAGCUGCUCAAGCUGCUUUUGCAUUAUCCUCGCACUGCCGGUGGUGUCUCACAGGGACACCUCUUCAGAAUAACUUGGAAGAUCUGUAUAGCCUUCUGUGCUUCUUGCAUGUUGAACCUUGGUGCAACUGGGCGUGGUGGAACAAGUUGAUUCAGAGGCCUUAUGAGAACGGUGAUCCAAGAGGGCUGAAGUUGAUCAAGGCUAUUUUGAGGCCACUAAUGUUGAGAAGAACCAAGGAUACGAAGGAUAAAGCAGGAAGGCCCAUACUUGUUCUCCCACCAACUGAUAUUCAAAUCAUUGAAUGUGAACACUCUGAAGCCGAACAUGAUUUCUAUGAUGCCCUUUUCAGAAGAUCAAAGGUCCAGUUUGACCAGUUUGUGGCGCAAGGGAAGGUUCUCCACAACUAUGCAUCUAUUCUUGAGCUAUUACUUCGAUUGAGGCAGUGUUGCAACCACCCAUUUCUUGUUAUGAGUCGAGCUGAUUCGCAACAGUACGCGGACUUGAGCAAGCUUACAAGAAGGUUCCUGGAAACAAAUGCCAAUUCUGCUCCUCCAGGACAGACAGGCCCCACCCGAGCAUACAUUGAAGAGGUUGUUAAGGGCAUCCGGCAGGGUGAAAAUACUGAGUGUCCCAUAUGCAUGGAGUAUGCAGAUGAUCCUGUGCUCACACCAUGCGCACAUAGGAUGUGCAGGGAGUGUAUCCUGUCAAGCUGGCGAGCCCCUACAACUGGGCUAUGCCCAAUUUGCAGAACUUUGCUGAAGAAAACCGAACUCAUAACAUGCCCAACAGAGGACAAAUUCCGAGUUGAUGUGGAGAAGAACUGGAAGGAGUCUUCAAAGGUUUCAAAGCUCUUGGAAUGCUUGGAACGGAUUCGCAGAUCAAGUUCUGGUGAGAAGAGCAUUGUGUUCAGCCAGUGGACUUCUUUUUUGGACCUCCUAGAGAUUCCAUUGAGAAGGAGAAGAAUUGGGUUCUUAAGGUUUGAUGGAAAACUAGUGCAGAAGCAAAGGGAGAGGGUCUUGAAGGAGUUCAAUGAAACCGAAGAAAAAACGGUAUUGUUGAUGUCCUUGAAAGCUGGUGGUGUUGGCCUGAAUCUAACAGCUGCCUCCAAUGUCUUCUUAAUGGAUCCAUGGUGGAAUCCUGCAGUGGAGGAGCAAGCAAUAAUGCGAAUUCAUCGCAUAGGACAAAAGCGAACAGUUACUGUUAGAAGAUUCAUUGUGAAGGACACGGUGGAGGAACGGUUGCAACAAGUUCAGGCGAAAAAGCAGCGGAUGAUUGCUGGUGCCCUUACCGAUGAGGAAGUUCGGUCAGCUAGGAUUGAAGAACUCAAAAUGCUCUUCAGAUAAAUUAGUACCCAUUACAUGAUUUUGACUUGAAGGUUUAUUUUAGACCAAAAUGGAAGUUUUUUGCUAUAUAUAUAUAUGGCCUUGCAAAGCCCAAUUUUGUAAAUCAAAGGCAUAUUUUCUACUAAAGGGGGGUAAUAGUAAUUAUCCUCUCUCCCUCGUGGCCUCGACUCGUAUUAUAAUGCAACUGACAAGUAUUUCCCUUA